AUGAUGAUACCGACUGCUACAGGAUGGAUUGACCGAAGAAAACUUAUUAUCACCAGACGGUCACCAUUAUCAACAGCUAGUGUUCUGUAUGAAAGAGCGUCGCCAUGUGAGUAUACCACGUUCAAGAAUUGCUCCAGUGAAGAAGAUCCGACUCGAUAUAAAGAUGAAGACGCUACAUCGAGAAGGCUAAAAACUGUGGACCAUUGGCUUGUACCCAUCGGCUCUGAUGAAGACGAAGAUGUUGAAGCGUUAGACCAAUAA
This is a messenger RNA of Angiostrongylus costaricensis, 261 nucleotides long. NCBI's taxonomy places the organism in Eukaryota, Metazoa, Nematoda, Chromadorea, Rhabditida, Metastrongylidae. The record is from the annotation of a GenBank genome assembly.